This is a messenger RNA of Symbiodinium sp. CCMP2592, 2139 nucleotides long. NCBI's taxonomy places the organism in Eukaryota, Dinophyceae, Suessiales, Symbiodiniaceae. The record is from the annotation of a GenBank genome assembly.
AUGUCCAUAUCCAAGGCCGGACGUGCCCGGAAACAGCCGGGAAGCCUUGCGGAGGCAGAGCUCCUCUCACACCUGGCGGUGCUUCUGCGGCCAGAAGAGCCCAUCGAAGAGCUCUUCCGGGACUUCCCUGCGGUACGAAGCGAUGGAUGGGGCAGGAACACUUUGAGCCCAGAUCUGACAGUGUACGGCUCUUUGCAGGCCCAAGAAGCGGCCCUGUUCUUGGAGUACGACGGUCACUAUCGGCACCUGAUGCCUCCCGGCAUGGCUGCCGAUGCUCGUAAGAGCAAGGCACUCUUGGGCUUUGCCCCUGCUGGAUCGUACGUUUUGCGCAUAGCCCAUGCCCAUCGGGAAUGGGAGCCUUCAUGCGAGAUGGGGGAAGUUGUGGUAGACACCUGGCAGCCGAGCCGUGAAGCAUCCUUGGUGAAGGCACUUCGCCAAGUCGUUCUGUUCUUGUUGAGACAACGGGGAAAUGCUUUACAGCCUGCUCUUCAAGCAAAGUUGCAGACCUUUGUGGAGAAUCCUAUAGCCAGUGGGAUCUCCCGACAAGCAGCAGUUGAGUUUACCGAGAGAAUAACCGCGGAACGUGAGUGCGAGUUCGACCCUGCAUCUUUGCAUGAAUUUCUGCAGGCACAACUGAAUCUAUCGUAUUCGGAAGGGGAGGAACUCAUCAGAAAAUGCCCUGCUCUAGCACCUUGCAGCAUUGAGCAUCGACUCCUGCCCAGGAUGCAACAUCUGGAAGCUUGCGGCCUAACGAAAGCCGAUGUUGCUAAAAUGCUGGUUCGAUCUCCGACUGUUUUGGGACUGAGCAUCGAACAGAACUUGAAGGCCAAGGUCCAUUGGCUGCGAGAUUUGGGGCUGACGACAAGCGAGGUUGCCAAAGCGAUUGCUCGAUAUCCCUCAGUGCUUGGAUGCAGCAUCGAAGAGAACUUGAAGCCCACGGUUCAGUGGCUGCGAGAUUUGGGGUUGACGAAGACUCAAGUUGCCAAAGCGAUUGCUCGAUAUCCCUCAGUGCUUGGAUGCAGCAUCGAAGAGAACUUGAAGCCCACGGUACAAUGGUUGCGGGGUUUGGGGUUGACGAAAGCUGAGGUUGCCACAAUGAUUACUCGAUGUCCUUCAGCUUUGGGACUCAGCAUCGAAGAGAAUUUGAAGCCCACGGUCCAGUGGAUGCGAGAUGUAGGGUUGACAAAGGCUGAGGUUGCUAGAGCGAUUGUUCGACAUCCACAGCUUGCAGGUUACAGCAUCCGUGAAAACUUAAACCCCACGGUCCAGUGGUUGCGGGGUCUGGGGUUGACGAAAGCUGAGGUUGCUAAAGUGAUUACCCGAUACCCCUCAGCUUUGGGACUCAGCAUCGAAGAGAAUUUGAAGCCCACGGUCCAGUGGCUGCAAGAUUUGGGGCUGACGAAGACUCAAGUUGCCAAAGCGAUUGCUCGAUAUCCCUCAGUGCUGGCAUGCAGCAUCGAAGAUAACUUGAAGCUUACCGUCGAAUGGCUGCGAUAUUGGGGCCUGACGAAAGCUGAGGUUGCUAAAGUGAUUGAUCGAUCACCCUCAGUUUUGGGAUACAGCAUCGAAGCGAACUUGAAGCCCACCGUCCAAUGGUUUCGGGCUGUGGGGUUGACGCAAGCUCAGGUUGCCAAAGUUAUUGCUCGAUAUCCCUCAUUGUUGGGACUCAGCAUCGAAGAUAAUUUGAAGCCCACGGUGCAGUGGCUGCGAGAUUUGGGGAUGACGGAGACUCAAGUUGCCAAAGCGAUUGCUCGAUCUCCCUCAUUGCUGGGAUGCAGCAUCGAAGAGAACUUGAAGCCCACGGUCCAGUGUCUGCAAGGUUUGGAGCUGACGAAAGCGGACGUGGUCAAGUUGUUUUCUGGCUAUCCGCAGGUUUGGGGGUUCAGCAUCCAGAAGUUGAAGAUGAAGAUAUGCUGGCUCUUGGAGCAGUUCUCCGCUGAAUGGGUUCGCUGCCUUCUCGUUCGCAAUCCGUACAUUCUGGGCCGAAGGCAUCAACUCUGGGUUCAGCGUUCCCAGGUUCUCCGGGAAUGCGGCAAACUUUCAGUAUUUGGGUCUGCGGUUUUGCUGACCGAUGCCAAAUUUGCUGAUAGGUACAAGGAAAAAGUCAGCUUCGUGCCAGGGAGCUACCAUUCUCAUUGA